This is a messenger RNA of Beta vulgaris subsp. vulgaris (sugar beet), 2538 nucleotides long. RefSeq lists its product as hypothetical. NCBI's taxonomy places the organism in Eukaryota, Viridiplantae, Streptophyta, Magnoliopsida, Caryophyllales, Amaranthaceae. The coding region runs from base 482 to 2212 and encodes 576 amino acids. The transcript has 12 exons. The record is from RefSeq and is a predicted model, not a curated record.
GCCAUGGUUACUUAGCCAUGUGCACACAAACAAACACAAAAAUCUUGAAAACAACUUUACGCCACUUCUAUAUACAGAUUUUCUGACGAAUAAAACCCAAAAAAUUUGCUCUAAUUUCCCACUUUCCACCACUUUUUUUCUCUCUCCUUUCAUUCUAUACUCUCUUGUUCUUGCUCGACUACUGCAGCAAGAAAUCACAACAUUUCUCCGCAAAAAACCCUCUCAAUUCAAUUUCCCACUUCAAUUCUCAACUUCCUCUUGUUUGUAAGUAUCUAAUUCAUAUAAUAUAUGUGCUGAUUUCACCAAUAUUAGCUUAGAAUUGAAAAAAACUUGAUUUUCUAUGCUUUAAUUGUAAAUUCAUUCCAAUUUCUCCAAAACCCUAAACCCUAUUAAAUAAAAAAAAACCCCAGAAUAAUGAGAGUGAACUUCAUAUGUUGUUCAAGUUGUAGUUAUCAUCAUCUUGUUGUUGCUGUUGUUGUUAAUGGUGAUGAUGAUGAUGAUGUCUCACUCACACUCUCAAAACAACAACAAUAACAACAACAACAAUUCGCAAACUCAUCAUCAUCAUCACCAUAAUCAGCCACCUCCACUCUGUCUUUCACCUCUCGCUUCGGUGCCGCCUCUUCCUUCAUCUUCUUCCUCCCACCGUGGUGCUGAUCAUGCUGUUCCCAUUUCUACUUUCCAAUCUGAGGUUCUUCCGGUGAGGGUUCGGCUUUCGGAUAUUGGGCCCUAUGAUGGGGCGCCUUGUGGGGGCUACUUGAAGGCUGUGGAUGCUCUUUCUGGGUCUCUAAUGAGGCAUAAUGCUGCGGUUCUUGAGCUCGGUAGCAACGAUGCUGCUAUUAUGCGGUGUGGGUUGGAGUCAGCGAGGUUGUAUUUCAGGAAUAGGGCUGUUAAUGUUGGGAAAGGAAGCAGAGGUGUGUACAUGUAUAGGGCUGGAAGGGCUCUGGAAGAUAGCGAUUCAUCUCCUCCAUGUAUGGCUGAAACUUUUAGAUGCUUGGGUAAGGCUGCUCGUGCUGUUUUGUGUGCUAUUGCAAGGCACCUCCGUCUGCGUAGCGAUAUUUUUAACCAUCUGCUUGAUGAUAACCCACUGCCCGCCAAUGAGGCAUCCUCUUCGGUGCUCGUCGCAACCUAUAUUCCUGCUCCUAUGCAAAAUGGAAAAGGGGCUAUUGGAGGAGGCAAACCAUCUGUCAACGGAGAAUUUGAGAAGGGACUGUUAACGCUCAUAUCGUCCGAUACUCCUGGCCUUCAGGUCUGUGACCCCAAUGGUCGAUGGUACCCGGCAGAUAGUGGAUUAGGGUCUGGUUCUGUUUUGUUACUGACAGGAAAGGCACUUAGUCAUGCUACAGCAGGGCUUCGUCCUGCUGCCUCAUACCGUGCAGCGCCUGAUAUCUCCUCUGUAGCUGGUUGUGUUGGAAGGACUUCAUUAGCCUUUAGGCUUAUGCCGCAGAGCAAUGCCAUUUUGGACUGUUCACCCAUUACUACUGCUGGUCAUGUCAUUCCUCAUAGUUAUGUUCCGAUAUCAGUAAGCCAAUUCAUGGAUGAUAUCUCUGCAGAAGAAGAUGCUUUAUGCAAUCACAAUGACAGUACAUAUGUGGAGCAAAAUAAUACCAACAAGGAAGCAUCGUUGAGAAGUGUGCUUUCAGAUCCCUUAUCUGGUGCAUUUCUUGAAGAUGCUGUAGUCGUCUCUUGUGGACACUCAUUUGGGGGUCUCAUGCUGAGGAAGGUUAUUGAAUCGUCCAGGUGCAUGCUCUGUCAUUCAGAAGUCGAGACCCGGUCAUUGAUUCCAAACCAUGCUCUAAGAGCUGCAGCGGCAGCUGUCAAGCAUGAGGAUGAUCGACGACUAUUCCAUAAUGCAGCACUCCGAAAGCGACGUAAAGAAUUUGGUGAUCAGAUAGAUUUGGGAAGAAGGAUUAACAAGGAAGAUGGGGAUAUUUCUCCAGAUAUUGGGUUGCAAAGAGUUCAGUAUCCAUUUUCUGUUAGUGAGAAAGUGAUGAUAAAGGGAAACAGGAGAACGCCAGAUAAAUUUGUAGGAAAAGAAGCUAUAAUAACAUCUCAAUGUCUUAAUGGAUGGUAUUCACUCAAAAUUAUUGGAAGCGGAGAAAGUGUUCGCUUGCAAUAUAGAUCUUUGCGAAAGCUGAAUGCUUCUCAGACAAGUGAGGAUAGAUGUGCACCAGAGCCUAUUCAAAGUAGUAGCAGAGAACAUAACUCCUGAUUGCUCCAUCCCAACUCUUUUGAUCGACAUUGUCUUUGUCGUGUAAAUUGUUCUCAAAGAUCACUAGUUACUUUCUCACCAUGCCUUGAUUAGGAUCUUUUGAUAGCUUUCGAACGACUUCUUGUAUUUUCCUGAUUUUUUUUACUUAGGAAGAAAAUUACAGUAGCUUGUGAUUUGCUGUCGAGAUUCGUGUAUAGACAUGUAGGAAGCCUAAGGGCAUUUUACCAAUACGGCUAUUGUUCUUGCCGACUUUGUACCAUGAAUUAGCAUAGUGAGUGCAUUUGAAGUCAUAUUGAGUGGACUUAUAUGGUAUGUAUCUUUGCUUC